Messenger RNA from Boeremia exigua, 994 nucleotides. RefSeq lists its product as uncharacterized. The transcript has a single exon. Bases 320 to 655 code for a protein of 111 amino acids. The record is from RefSeq and is a predicted model, not a curated record. NCBI's taxonomy places the organism in Eukaryota, Fungi, Ascomycota, Dothideomycetes, Pleosporales, Didymellaceae.
GUUCAAACGGCAGUCGCGACUGCAGACUAACACGUUGAUAUGGAUUUGGACAGACGGCUGCGAGAAGACGAUGGAACAAGUUACUGGAACCUCGUCAGGCGAGGCGAGAUGCUAUGCGCGACGAACAGCUAGCUGAGUACCAACGUAAGCCUUUCUACUCUCACCGGUAUCGAGAGGAGCGGAUAUUGAGACGUGCCCGUGAGAGUGACAGCACAAGCAGCAAGAAGGAGCAAGGGAAGGAGCAAGGGAAGGAGCGGGUUGAAGACGCGUCGGAAGACACACAAGGAGCUGAAAUAAAAGCGAAGGAAAUCGUCAAGCGAUGAUAUUGGUGUUAUGUCUACUGAACAUUUUGGGUUCGAAAUCGAGCCAGGGUGAGGCAGAAUUGCCGUCACACAUAGAAUCCACCAUAACGCCAGCGAUUCGUUCAGUCCGAGCUCAUCAAUCAAGCGGACAGUCUCAGGAUCUCCAGUUUAUCGAAGCGCCCAAUCGUCCCGAGCCAUCCGAGUCCGUCAAGCCUCCCCGUGAGGCAAGUGAGGCAUUCCGGGGACCGAGGGCGAGGAGCGAGGUAUUCCGGGAACUUUGGAUGAGGGAAGGAGAGGGAUCGCGGGGAUCCUGGGCGGGGGAGCGACAUUGCUACCAGCACAUUGCUCAUUGAACUUGCAGCGCUCUCCACAGAACUUGUCCUUCAUGUUGGCGCAGCAGGAGCCCUUGCAGAAGAACUCGGCCCAGUCACCGCUGACAUCGCUGUUAAGCAGGCAAGUCUAUGUUUUGUUAGUAUGAUCUGCUACUGAUUGGUGUGAGAAAUGGAGCCAGUGGCGGUGUACCCCGAUGCAUUUGUCGAACUCCUUGAUGCACGGAUCGCAGUUGACUUUGCGCCCGCCACCGGCCGUAACGAAGGUGACAAGCAGGGUCAGCAUGAAGCCGAGGAAGAGAGUGAGGCGCAAGGCCAGCAUGUCUGUACUUGAGUGCGGUUGUGCUUGUUGCAAGUGAAGUG